UGAUAAAAGGAGACUCUGUUGUAGUAUUAACUUAUUAGUUGCAGUGAUUCUGUGAGAAUGAGCGAGAAACGCAAGACUGUGGUGAUCGAGGACGGUGGGAAGAAACCGCGCAAGGAUCGGUUCCCGACUAUAGUGGCCUUCAUAAUAUUGGCGGAGUUUUGUGAAAGGUUCUCGUACUCGGGCAUGCGAGCUUUCCUCACACUGUACCUGCGCAGCAAGCUCGGUUACACAGACGAUGGAGCUACAGAAACGUAUCAUAUUUUCAGCACAUUAGUGUACGUUUUUCCUUUCGUGGGUGGGAUUGUGGCCGACAACUAUUUGGGAAAAUACAGGACAAUUUUAUACAUGAUGUUUGUGUACGCGGCAGGCAAUGCCCUUGUUGCUAUCACCGCUAUACCCCAGCUGGGACUGCCUGCAAGACUGUGCACCCUGCUAGGUCUUUUCAUGAUCACAGUUGGCACUGGGGGCAUAAAACCCUGCGUCACUGCCUUCGGAGGUGACCAGUUCAAACUGCCAGAACAAGAGAACCACCUGGCCUUGUACUUCAGUAUAUUAUACUUUAAUUUGUGUAUGGGCAGCUUGAUAGCGAAGACAAUAUCACCUAUAUUGAGGUCUGAAGUUCACUGCUUUGGGGAGAAAGACUGUUAUUCCUUGGCGUUUGGUGCUCCGGGGCUGAUCGUUCUGGUGUCUGUUGUAAUUUUCGUGAGUGCCAAAAGUCGAUACGUGCUGAAAAAGCCUGAGGGAAACGUCGUAUUGGAUUUUACGAGCUGUGUAGCCCUCGGUAUCAGGAACACUCUGAUCGGAAGCAGCAAGAGAGAGAAGGGUAGUCAUUGGUUAGACACCACAGAGCACAAGUAUGACACGCGGUUCAUCAAGGACAUCAAGAAGACGUUGUCUAUUCUCACGCUGUUCUCGGUGUUGCCAGUGUUCUGGGCUUUGUUGGAUCAAAUGGGCUCGCGGUGGACGCUGCAGGCUGCCAAGAUGGACGGCCGCCUCGGGUACAUAACGAUCAAGCCAGACCAGAUGCAAGUGCUCAACCCUAUAGGCAUACUGAUACUCAUCCCUUUGGCGCAAAAGUAUAUUUAUCCGUACUUAGAAAAAAGAAAUAUCCUGAAGAAUCCCCUCCAUAAGUUGACACUGGGCGGAGUGUUGGCUGGCUUGGCAUUUAUUGCCUCUGGUGUAGUUGAAAUAUAUCUUAGGACCACUUACCCCCACCUUCCCCACCAAGGCUACUCCCAACUACGGAUCUUGAACGGCAACAAUUGUUCAGUCUCCCUUCACAGCGUCCCAUACAAUAUUACAUACACUCUACCCCCGCUAUCUCAAUUCACAAAACGGGACAUCAAAAUAAACAACACAGAAUACAUUAGCAUAGAACUGGGAGGUAGUUGCAUAGAGCCUAAGAAGGAGAUGUUCCUUCUAGAAGAGAAUAAAGCUGUAUCGUUCUUUUUGGAUGGAAACUCUGUGCACAGAUUUGAGGACAACGUUGAUAAAAGUAGAUCCGGACUGCCUGUGGUUCGGUUUCUCCUAACAAGCCGGGUCCUACAAAACGUGACGCUGAUCAAAGGGAAUAUGGUAGAGUCCCACAUUAGUGGGAGAGUGUCCUCACAAAUGGAGGUUUUCUCGGGAAAAUAUGACUUAUUCGCGGGCAACGACUUCGUGGACAGUGGGAUUGAAAUGCUCAGCGGUGGGGUAUACACCAUAUUGGUCGAUAAGGGGCGGAGUCAAUACAAAUCAUCAUUUUUAGUGCUGACCGAAGCAAACUCAAUAUCUAUGGCCUUUCUGUUGCCACAAUUCCUGAUCAUGUCUACAGCUGAGGUGUUGUUCGCGGUAACGGGCAAUGAAUUCGCGUUCAAAGAGGCACCAGACAGCAUGAAAGCAGUGAUGUCAGCUGUAUGGAUGCUGACCAACGCCGUCGGCAACGUCAUCAUCAUCGGCGUCACAAGGAUGCUGGCUGGUUACCGACAGGACAGCCAAUUCUUCUUCUACACGGGGCUGAUGUUCGUAUCGAUAUCGGUCUUCCACUGGAUGUCUCGAGGGUACAAGUUCAGGCACGAAGACGAGCCUGCAAGGAAGGAACGUAGGAGUAACAGUGAGAUUCUGUAUCUGCAGGUCAAGCAAGCUGAAGACUGUUUAGAUCAUUAGUAUUAAUGAAACUGGACAUU
Molecule: messenger RNA, 2165 nt
Organism: Ostrinia furnacalis (Asian corn borer)
Lineage: Eukaryota; Metazoa; Arthropoda; Insecta; Lepidoptera; Crambidae
Product: peptide transporter family 1
Exons: 14
Coding region: 58-2145 (695 amino acids)
Biological process (GO): transmembrane transport
Cellular component (GO): membrane
Molecular function (GO): transmembrane transporter activity
Source: RefSeq, a predicted model, not a curated record